UCGGUGCUCUGCCGGUGGUGGCAGCACUGCGGCGCGUGAGAGACCUCUACACACAGCGCAUGACGUCGAGGAAGAGGUGUAGAAACACACAGAUUAGCAGUAAUUUAGCGUUUUUAGUUUACAUUUUAGUAAUUCAAAGAGAGCCAUGUCGGAAAGAAAGGUUUUGAAUAAAUACUAUCCACCGGAUUUCGAUCCGUCUAAAAUCCCUAAACUCAAACUGCCCAAAGACCGUCAGUAUGUCGUUAGAUUGAUGGCACCAUUUAAUAUGAGGUGUAAAACGUGUGGAGAAUACAUUUACAAAGGGAAGAAGUUUAAUGCCCGUAAAGAGACCGUCCAGAACGAACUGUACCUUGGGCUUCUCAUUUUCAGAUUCUACAUUAAAUGCACCAGAUGUUUGGCUGAGAUCACCUUCAAAACAGAUCCAGAGAACACCGAUUAUGUCAUGGAACAUGGUGCAACACGUAAUUUUCAGGCUGAGAAACUGAUCGAAGAGGAGGAGAAAAAGAUCCAGCAGGAGCGAGAAGACGAGGAACUCAAUAACCCCAUGAAGGUCCUGGAGAACCGCACACGAGACUCAAAGUUGGAGAUGGAGGUGCUGGAGAACCUGCAGGAGCUGAAGGAGCUGAACCAGAGGCAGGCGCAGGUGGACUUUGAAGGCAUGCUGGACAAGUAUAAAGAUAUGGAGCGGAGACAGAAAGAGAGAGAGCAGGAGGAAGACGAGCGAGAGACCAAGGAGAUGUUGGAGAGAGCUCUGGUCAAACGACUGAGGGACUCAGACUCUGAAGACGAGGCAGAAGAUGCAAACGAAAGAGGCAGGAAACACACAGCUGAUAACCCCACCGACAUCCUCACCAAAGACGUGAACACGGGAUCACAGGUGCAGAGAAACACUGCAGCCUCAACCUCGGGAUCAUCGUCUGUGGGUGUAAAGAAACAGAAGCUGGAGAGCUGGGAGAGGAGUGUCGGAGGUCUGGGAGAAAAGAGAUCUCUGGGGUCUCUGGUGGUGAGGAAGAAACCAGCAGAUUCUGCCUCUAAAGCUGCCUCCGCUGCACCACGAGAGGCUGCGGACACACAAACAGGUGCAGGUGCUGCCAAACCUGAGUCCUCCUCAGCUUCUAGAGAACAGCCAAUCACAUCUCAGAGCGGUUCUUCUCUCAGCCUCUUGGGGGCAUAUACAGACAGCGAUGACAGCAACUCUGACUAGGCUGGAAACCUAAUUUUUUUUUAUUAAUAUUUUUUUUUUUUUUUUUUUUUUCAGACCUGCAAAAAUGACCACCUCUCUUUUCACAGACCACUUUAAGUUUCCAUAACCUGGACUCUUUAAAAGAGCAAUUCGGGAGAUUUAUAUUUUUCAGCGAUUAACUUUUUAGCUGGAGGAGCAUUGUUUAGGAGAAGUUAUUAUUGUCUGGAAUUCCUGAAGUCUAUUAGAUCUGCGUCAUCCUGAUAUCGCUAAUGUACUCUAUAAUGUGCUUCUAAUGUAUUAUGCACUCUAUAAUGUAGUAUUUGAUUCUCCAUUUUAGCUCAAUCAAUACAAGGAAAUGCAUUUGAGGGUUUCAGUAGAGAAAAGUGAAUCUGAAUCUAAUUUCAACUGAUCAUCUCUAAUCCCAUACCAUCCCAUUUCAUCCUUUUAAACUUCAAACUAAUAAAAAGUUCCUUGUGUUUUGUUCCCGAGCAAA
Molecule: messenger RNA, 1676 nt
Organism: Carassius gibelio (silver crucian carp)
Lineage: Eukaryota; Metazoa; Chordata; Actinopteri; Cypriniformes; Cyprinidae
Product: splicing factor YJU2
Exons: 8
Coding region: 146-1204 (352 amino acids)
Biological process (GO): mRNA splicing, via spliceosome
Cellular component (GO): U2-type catalytic step 1 spliceosome
Source: RefSeq, a predicted model, not a curated record